Molecule: messenger RNA, 1461 nt
Organism: Zingiber officinale
Lineage: Eukaryota; Viridiplantae; Streptophyta; Magnoliopsida; Zingiberales; Zingiberaceae
Product: protein STRICTOSIDINE SYNTHASE-LIKE 3-like
Exons: 4
Coding region: 100-1269 (389 amino acids)
Biological process (GO): biosynthetic process
Molecular function (GO): strictosidine synthase activity
Source: RefSeq, a predicted model, not a curated record
UGCCCAAUCGACGCGUCAACUAACCUUCCUUACCCCGACUCUCUAUUUACUCCAAACCCUGGACGCAUCCAUCGUCGCAUCUCCUCAAACCCCUCGACCAUGUCGCCGGCGGCGACCGUGUUAGCCGGAGUAAUUCUCUUAGUGUCUCUCUAUUGCGGCCUGGACCCCUUCGGCUACAGCCCCAUGGCGGCGUUUCCCGGCUUUGAGGCAUACCACGUUGAUAUGCCGCCGUGGUCGGAGAUCCCCACGGAGAGGGACGCCGAGAACCGCCUACAGAAGGCGGAGAUCAAGUUCCUUCACCAGAUCCAGGGUCCCGAGAGUGUUGUCUUCGAUCCGCACGGCCGGGGGCCCUACACCGGCAUCGCAGACGGCCGGGUGGUCUUCUGGAACGGGGACUCUUGGAUCGACUUCGCGUAUACGUCCCCAAACAGGUCAGAAAUAUGUGACCCAAAGCCAUCGCCUUUGAGUUAUUUAAAGAAUGAGCAUAUUUGCGGACGACCAUUAGGACUUCGAUUUGACAAGAAAGCCGGUGAUUUGUAUAUUGCUGAUGCCUACUUUGGGUUACUGAAAGUAGGCCCAGAGGGUGGUUUGGCCAAACCUUUAACCACUGAAGCAGAAGGCGUACCAUUUAAAUUCACUAACGACUUGGACAUAGAUGAGGAAGGAAAUAUAUAUUUCACAGACAGCAGCACCAAUUACCAGAGGAGGAACUUCAUGCAACUAGUAUUCACUGGAGAUCCUUCAGGGAGGCUGCUAAAGUACAAUCCAGUUACAAAAGAAACAACAGUGCUGCGUCGUGGCCUUCAAUUUCCCAAUGGUGUCAGUCUAAGUAAAGAUGGGUCAUUCUUUUUGUUUUGCGAAGGCAGCCGUGGCCGAUUGGGUAGAUACUGGUUGAAGGGAGAAAAGGCAGGAACCUUUGAUGUUUUUGCAAACCUACCAGGCUUUCCCGACAACAUCAGAACCAAUGAGAAGGGCGAUUUCUGGGUGGCCAUUCAUUGUCGCCGCAGCAUGUAUGCUGAUGUGAUGAGCCACUAUUUCCGGUUGAGGAAGUUCUUGUUGAGGCUUCCGAUUCCAGCUAAGUUCCAUUUCCUGAUGCAAAUCGGCGGCAAACCUCAUGCUCUGAUCAUGAAGUACAGUCCAGCAGGGGAGUUGCUGGAGGUUUUGGAGGACAGUGAAGGGAAGGUGGUGAGAGCAGUGAGUGAAGUGGAGGAGAAGGAUGGUAAGCUUUGGAUUGGUUCUGUAUUAAUGCCAUUCCUAGCUGUUUACUGAACAUUUCCAACGCGUCAUGGUAUGGAAUCGAAUUUGUUCCAUGAAUCUACUUUAUUAGCUUCUCUUAAAUUAAUAGCCUAAAAGGUUUGGACUUGUAUGUUAUGGGUUAUUGCUCUUGUUUUUGCUUAUUGGUUUACUCCAGUCGAAGCUAGUGCACAAUAAACGGAAAGUUUUGGCCUGCAGAUUGAUAAA